AUGAUGAAUUUACUUCAGGUGAUGCGUGACCACUGGGUUCAUGUACUUGUCCCUAUGGGAUUUGUUAUCGGAUUUUAUCUAGACAAAAGGAAUGACAAAAAACUAACUGCCUUCCGGAACAAGAGUAUGUUAUUUAAAAGGGAAUUGAGACCCAGAGAAGAAGUUACCUGGAAGUAG
Molecule: messenger RNA, 177 nt
Organism: Orycteropus afer afer
Lineage: Eukaryota; Metazoa; Chordata; Mammalia; Tubulidentata; Orycteropodidae
Source: RefSeq, a predicted model, not a curated record